This is a messenger RNA of Sugiyamaella lignohabitans, 1344 nucleotides long. RefSeq lists its product as uncharacterized. The transcript has a single exon. The record is from RefSeq and is a predicted model, not a curated record. Gene Ontology annotation, biological process: carbohydrate catabolic process; amino acid catabolic process. Gene Ontology annotation, molecular function: magnesium ion binding; L-fuconate dehydratase activity. Bases 1 to 1344 code for a protein of 447 amino acids. Lineage: Eukaryota; Fungi; Ascomycota; Dipodascomycetes; Dipodascales; Trichomonascaceae.
AUGACCGUGAUUACUGGAUACAAAGUGAGAGACAUUAGAUUCCCAACGUCUUUGGACAAAACUGGGUCCGAUGCCAUGAAUGAUGCUGGCGACUACUCUGCUGCGUACAUUAUUUUUGAGACUGACAAGCCUUCUCUCGAGGGCCACGGAAUGACAUUUACCAUUGGACGCGGUAAUGAUAUUGUUGUAUAUGCCAUUCAGUAUUUCGCUGAGAAGCUCAAAGGCAGAACAUUAGAAGAUAUUACCUCUGAUAUUGGUGGUACUUGGAAAUCGUUGGUCGCCGAUUCUCAAUUGAGAUGGAUCGGUCCUGAGAAAGGUGUAAUUCAUUUGGCCCUUGGUGCCACUGUCAAUGCUAUCUGGGAUCUGUGGGCUAAAUCCGAGAACAAGCCAUUGUGGAAGUUGAUCGCUGACUUCACCCCUGAGCAAUAUGUUGCAGCUAUCGAUUUCAGGUAUCUCACCGAUGCUCUGACCCCUGAGGAAGCCUUGGAAAUGCUCAGAAAGGCUGAAAAGGGCAAAAAAGAAAGACUUCAAGAUGCAUUAAACAAUAAGGCUGUCCCAACUUAUACUACUUCUGCUGGUUGGUUAGGCUACAGCGAUGAUAAAAUGAGAGCUCUGCUCCAACAAUCAAUCAAAGAUGGCUACAAACAUUUUAAGUUGAAGGUCGGUGGAAAUGUCGAAAAUGAUAAGCGUCGUCUACAGAUUGCCAGAGAAGAAAUAGGCCCUGAUGCUGUAUUAAUGAUCGAUGCUAAUCAAAUCUGGUCUGUCCCCGAAGCCAUUGAAUAUGUCAAAGCCCUUAAAGACUACAAGCCAUAUUUUAUUGAGGAGCCCACGUCUCCUGAUGACAUCUUAGGCCACUUGGCUGUCAAAAAUGCUCUUAAACCAUAUGGUAUUAAGGUGGCAACUGGCGAGAUGUGUCAGAACAGAGUUAUUUGGAAGCAGCUUCUUCAGUCGGGUGCAAUUGAUGUGGCUCAAAUUGAUUCUUGUCGUUUAGGCGGUGUUAAUGAAGUCCUUUCAGUUUUGUUAUUAGCCAACAAAUUCAACAUCCCCAUUGUGCCCCACUCUGGUGGAGUUGGUCUCCCUGAAUAUACUCAACACAUCUCAACUAUUGACUACGUUAGUGUGUCAGGAAAACUCUCACUAUUAGAGUAUGUCGAUCAUUUACAUGAGCAUUUUCAACAUCCUUCCAAGGUUAAGGAUGGAUACAUUGUUACUCCCUUAGAGCCUGGAUACUCGGUACAGGUCAAACCAUCUGCAUGGGAGGACUAUGGCUACCCUAAUGGAAACUGGUGGAAAUCGCCUGCUGCUGAAGGCAUUGCAAAUAGAGUUGUUCUCAAUAAACCUUGA